Fusarium coffeatum is the source of this 1011-nucleotide messenger RNA. RefSeq lists its product as uncharacterized. The transcript has a single exon. Bases 1 to 1011 code for a protein of 336 amino acids. The record is from RefSeq and is a predicted model, not a curated record. Lineage: Eukaryota; Fungi; Ascomycota; Sordariomycetes; Hypocreales; Nectriaceae.
AUGGAACUCCUGGACGAACUCGAACUUAUGGCGCAAGCCGCAUCCGCGCUCCAGGAAAAUGACGAAGAUAUGCAAACGACUGUCACUCGGUGGCAGAAACUAUUCGGCUACUCAGUCUCUACUGCCGAGUCCAAGAUCAAAGAUCAUCGAAAGGACGCGCUCGAUUUUACGAUCUCUGAUGAUCACUGGUUCGUCGUUCGAGAUCGGAUGAAAGCCGAGGGACACGACCGUGAGUCAUACGAACAUUUUUACAAUUACCGCCGGGCCACGCAUAAUGUCAGCAACAACCAGAAUCGUUCUAUAAAGGAGAGGCGUAUGCUUCGAGCUCUGGGCUUCUUGAUCAAGCUUGAAGGGCCCUUCAGCAAUGUAAAAUCAAUUAUCGAAGCAGCUGGUCUAUCACUUGACGCAUCGACCGAAGUCAUCCCGGCGACCGACCUCUUUGGAGAGCCGUGCUCUUUUUACAGGAUCAACAUGAUGGACAAGUUGGCCAUUGAAGAAUGGUUGGAGAAACACCCCCAACCUGACCUUUUUUCGCCAACCUACGUUCGAGACAGUGCACGAAAGGAUCUCUCGUCCACCUCUCUCUACCCAACCCUGGGCCUGGACACAACACUGCCUCAGUACCGACCUGAAUCAGACAAAACCUAUCGCCAACCCCCUCGCCCCUCACAAAAUGAGUAUCCUGUGUGGUACUUCUUCUACGGAACUCUUCUCGACAAAGCCAUCUUAGCGAGGCUCUUCGGCUCCGACUUCCAUGCUCCUUACCGUGAGGCCAAGAUUCGAGGUGGAAUUGUGAAGAUUAUGGGGAAUUACAAUGCUUUGGUGGAUGAUGAGAGCGGUACAAACGUGGUUCAUGGAAAGGCAAUGCGUGUUCAAACUCGUGAACACGAGGAGCGCCUGCGAGCAUAUGAGACGAAUGUCUAUGAGGUGGUCCGAUGCAAGAUCGAGGUGGGCCCAAAUGAGUUCAUAAACGGUCUCACGUUCCGGUUUAUUGCAGACUUCUUGGACUAG